Molecule: messenger RNA, 2656 nt
Organism: Pseudovirgaria hyperparasitica
Lineage: Eukaryota; Fungi; Ascomycota; Dothideomycetes; Acrospermales; Acrospermaceae
Product: putative ABC ATPase
Exons: 4
Coding region: 379-2604 (741 amino acids)
Molecular function (GO): ATP binding; ATP hydrolysis activity
Source: RefSeq, a predicted model, not a curated record
CCGUGGAGGUCAGUCACAGGAGUUUCUCCAUCUAUUCACAUUGUCUCAUGAUGGUUGGGUUCUAGCUCACGCAACGACGACGACGGAACCCUUGUUACCGUUACGCCCAUGCUGACAGUCCCACUAGUGACUUUUUCAGUGUCCUUGUUCGGUAAAGGCUCAUUCUGAAUCAUAAUGUUUAAUCCCAGUGGCGAAGUACUACACCCUCGAUUCCUGGCUCGAAUCUCGGAUACUGUACAAUGGCUCAAAUAAUGAUAGGGGCUCUGUGCCGAUCAGAGAUGCAGGUGAAGAUGCUGUAUUUAAGAGAUAGUAGCGCUCAUUCCUGUUUCAUUCGUUAUAUCUCUCGAUUUUUAAUUCUCGCCAGUCACGUGACCCAUCAUGAUCGCGUCAACAUCAACUAUUGUUGCUACAUGCCAACAGACGAGGUUUCAUCUCCUAGCAGACAGAAGAUCAUCCGAGGUGGCCAUACAGAAGCUCAACCUUUCCAUUAUCCCAAAAUGCGCCUCUGUUGGGACUCGUGCCAAGACUGCGAAAAUCAAGGACAAAUCGGCCCCGGCUCUUGACAUAUUGGUUGAUGCAGACUUGAAAUUAAAAUCCGGAGUCCACUAUGGUCUUUUGGGUCGCAAUGGAACCGGCAAAUCCACUUUGCUGCACGCAAUGGCUGCAAAGCUUAUCCCAGGGUUAUCUUCCGCCACGAAGAUAGCUUUGCUACAACAAUAUGUGUCGGACAGGCAGACGAAAUCAGGGCCAUCCGCACGGAUCACUUUUAAUGGAUCCACAGGCCCAUCCAUGCAGCACAACGCCUUAGAAUACGUGAUCCAGAGCAAUACGACCAAGAUCGAUAUCGAAUCGAAGCUAGACACGCUCCGGGCUGCGGAGGAAGGGCUAGACGAGCGGUCCCAGCUCAAAGCAUAUCAUAUGCUACGCUAUCACGAACUGCAAGCUGCUCUUACAGAAUCACGUAAGAAUGCUACUCUUAGGAGUGGCUCUCGAGGCUCGGAAGCUCGAAAGGAACUUCUCGCUCUGGAAAAGACUGUCGCAGAAUAUGGUAAGGAGAUUGAUUCUGAAGAACCAUCCCUUCACUCAGUCGAAUGCCAGCAUGAACUCGAAAAAGCGGCCGAGAGAAUAGCAGAACUUCAAUCCCAGCUUGACGAGAUAAAGACUGCUGAUAUUGAUAGCAAAGCGCUCGAUAUGUUAACUGCACUCGGGUUUUCCAACAAGGAACUUCAGACUCCGGUCGUGAACCUAUCGGGUGGGUGGCAAAUGCGAUGCCUUCUGGCCAGCGUGCUCCUCCAGGACGCUGAUAUCAUAAUUCUGGAUGAACCAACUAACUUCCUGGAUAUGCUUGGUAUCAUCUGGUUACAAAGGUAUUUGAUCAGUAUACGGUUUCGGUCAACGCGUACGUUUGUGAUUGUAUCGCAUGAUCGAGAUUUUAUGGAUAGCAUAUGUGAAGAGGUGAUUGUCCUCAAGGAUCAAUCUCUACUAUACUUCGAUGGUAAUAUAACCGAGUACGAACAUGAUCUUAGGUCGAGGAGAAAGUAUCUCACGUCCAUGAAUGAUGCCCAGGAUCGCCAGAAAGCGCACAUGUCGAAGACAAUUUCUCAAAACAUAAGAGCCGGAAAAAAGUCUGGUGAUGACAAUAAACUACGACAGGCGGCUUCACGGCAGAAGCGACUCGAUGAGAGAUCUGGUAUGCAAGUCAAUGCUAAAGGUGGUCGGUUCAAGUUGAAUCGUGAUCUUGCGGGAUACCAUCUAAGCAAUCGACGAGAAAUCGAUAUCCCGCCGGAAGAAAGGACAACGAGCAUAUUACUACCUCAACCACGUGAACUUCGGUUUCCUGGGCCACUGGUGUCCCUUCAGAAUGUUUCAUUCUCUUACACGUCGAACAAAGAUUUCAUUCUUCGUGAUAUUAACCUCAAUAUACAUAUCGGUUCACGUACUGGAGUAAUAGGCCUCAAUGGUUCGGGUAAAACCACCCUGAUUCGACUCAUUACAAAUCGAAUCAAGCCAAAAUCAGGCACAAGCACUUACCAUCCUCGCCUCAAGAUCGGACACUACUCCCAGCCCAUAGUUGAAGAGCUACGUGCUGAAGGACAGAAUUGCCCCGAGCUGACGUCACUCGCGAAACUGGCAUCUGUGUCUGCCGAGGUAAUGGAUGAAAGUGAUAUGCGUGCACUGCUUGGUUCGUUCGGAUUGCCUGGGCGUCUUGCCUCUGAGGUCCCCGUUGCAAAUCUGUCUGGAGGGCAACUGGUGCGACUUGCCCUUGCAUGCAUCGUUUGGGACCAUCCACAUUUACUGGUCCUAGAUGAAGUUACAACUCAUCUGGAUCUUUAUACAGUCAAAGCUUUAAGCAAAGCACUACAGUCUUUCAGUGGCGCGGUGAUACUAGUCACUCACGAUCGUUUUAUGAUGAAAGCGGUGAUUGAAGGUGACAAAUCCCUAGGCUCGAGUGAUAUUGAUGACAUGUCCAGCGACGAUGAGGGAAAACCGCGAACAGCUCGUGCUACUUAUGCCCUCAAGAAUGCAAAUUUGAUGAUACAAGAGUCUGGGGUCUGGCAAUUUGAGCAGAGCCUAGGACCGCGACUAGAUAAGCUAUUCGUGUAAUAUGUUAAAUAAGUCCAGAAAUAUAACCUUAAAAGUAUUAUAUAUACAGACG